AGGGGUGGAAGCAGGGAAUCAUUUAUCUGGUGAUCAUUGUACUGGUGACAGCUGUGUUUCACUUUCUUUCUCUGCACAGUAAGAAUAAAGAUAACUCAAAUAUUUGUUGGUGAGAUGGUUAGACUGUAUGAGGAGUAAGUAUUCGUGAACAAACCACAAAUAAACUAGUUAAGUUAUUAGGUGAGGGUUACAGAGAAAUCUUAUGUAAGCUGUCUUAAGUGUUGGGGCACUACCUAGUCUCAAUGUUGAAUGAAGGAAAAAGACUGAAAAGAUCUUGUAAUAUAAACUGAUCUGAAACAGGCCAAGAGAGUUAAAGUUGCAGGGGAGCUCUAGAUUCUGACUUGCUUUGCAGGCUACUGUUUUUAAUAGUUCUUGAGGUGGCACUUGGUGUCUUGUCUUAAUCUUAUUGUAAUCUGUCAAUGCUACUUGAAUCUAAAAUACCCUGCAAACCCUUACAGUCUGUAGAGCAUCUAAUUGAGGAGACUGUGCUGUUGUUUACCAAAUGCCAAAAGGUGAUCUAAGCUUUUAAUGUGAAAUCAUGAUGAAAAUCUUAUAGGUUUAAACUUAUGAGAACGAGAGGCGUGGUGAGGUAAAAUUCUAAUUGGCGUAGUUACAGCUUUUAAUGUAAAACUUCAGGUAGUGGUUCAGGUUGAUGGUUGUGUAGUGAUACCUGGUUCAGACUGGGUUACACAGGUGCCGUAAGGUGCGUGGUGCUUAGUUUGUGUAAGUUUAAGCUUUGUAUUUAUUUGUCUAUUUAGAAGCAUCUUUAGUAGAAACUAGUUUUCUAAAAGUAGUUUUCUAAAAGUCCUAUGGGGCAGAGUAAUUUGUUGGAGUGACAGAUUCAUUGCAAAUAGGAGUGUGUGUUAUUGACACAGCUGUAAUGCUCUUUGAAAACCUUGUUUUAGCUGAGUCACUAUUGUCAUCGGCUAUGGAAUGUGUUUGGAUGGGAAUGUUCAGCUGGAGUCUUUGAGGAAAAAGUAAUACCACCAAACCCGUAGACAUUUGGAAAAGGCAGUCUAAAUGAUAUUAGAGAUCAGAAAUUGAUGACUCAUUAUGCGUCCUAAAACCCUGCACAAAAGUGUAGUGCAGACCUUUGUGUUUUCCAGUUCUUCAUUCAAGUUAAAAACUUAUUGAAAGAGCUGGUAUACCAUGCUCAUUAUGAGAUAUAUUCCCAGCUUCCUGUCAUCAACUAUUUGAGAUAGGUGAGUUUUUAUUCAGAAAAUAGGAUUUUUUUAAAACUGGAUUUUUUUUUUCUAUUUCCAAUGGCUUUAAAACCAAGCAGCUUGGAAGGGGGAAAAGCCUAACAGGUGCUGCAAAAAAGGUCUUUUGUUUGAUAAGAAAGUGAAAUACCUGAAACUAGAAUAGGUUAAAGUUAUAAUACUGUUUCUGUUCUUGUUCUCCUAUUCUUGUUCUACUUUUAAUUUUUCAUAGUUUUUGAGGAAAAGCUUCAUCUUUUCUACUUUAGUAUUACCUCAUGCAGUGGGGGCAGGGGGUGUCAAUUAAUUAAUUUUUUUUUUGUCCUAUAUACUUUUGCUGUACAGUGGUCAGGCCACCUUCUACUAACAAGGGUGUAUUUUUAAUAGAAAAAAUAAUCUUGUAUGUCCAGAGUACAUAACAUCUGCAUUUCAGUCUGGGAUUUUGGAGAGUAGUUGUGUUCACAUUCCAUUUAAUUUAAAGCUGUUUUCUUAUUUUGCUAUGGGAACUAGUAAAACUUGUGUAGUAAGACCUGAAACAGAAUAUUAAAAAGAUUUUUGGCCUGACCUCUGUAAAUAUACAGAGGUCAGGAAUUCUGUGGCAACAAGUAUGAAUUAAAAUAUUAUGUAAGAAGAAAGAUUUAUUUUUGGCUUCUUUUGGGUGGCUAAAACUACUGACUGUAGUACUGAAUGCAUUAUUUUUUCCCAGUCGUUCUGUUUCUGAUUUCUGAGAAAUGGCUUGCUUUCUUUUUUAUUAAGGACUUGUGAGACGAUAACUGGGGGUAAGGAUAUCAUUGUUCCUUUGUGUAGAUCACCUCAGUUAAGUUUUAGUGAUAACUUAUGGGUAUGAACACAUGAAAGAAGCAGCCUGUUAUAGUAAAGAGCUUUUCAAUAUCAAGCAACUGCUUAAUAAGUUCUCAUGUCUGAAGACUGAAGCUGGACAAAUUUUAACUAGACGAAAAUGCAAUUUGUAAAAGAAUCAAACUUUAUUCAUUUUUUUUUUUAGUUCUCCAGCUGUUGCAAUCUUGAAUUCAAGUUGAUUUUUGCUUAAGUGGUUCCUGCUGGGUCAAACCAAAGAAUUAAGUGAAAGUCUGCAGCAAUCGAGGAGUUGCACUGAGUUCCAGGUCAGAAGUUCUUUACACAUGAAAUCUACUGGCUUUCUAGCUGAUUCUGCCGUGUCACUGUCUCAACAGAACUGGAUUUACAGUCAUGGAGGAGCACCAACAACAUUUACACUGUGUGAACUGUGUCAGCCGUCGUUGUAUGACCAGACCAGAGCCUGGCAUUUCCUGUGAUUUGAUUGGCUGCCCAUUGGUUUGUGGAGCAGUUUUUCAUUCGUGUAAAGCUGAGGAACAUCGCAUGUUAUGUCCACUUGAAAGAGUGCCUUGUUUGAAUAGUGGCUUUGGAUGUCCCUUCAUAGUAGCCCGAAAUAAAAUUGCUGAUCAUCUAGAAGUUUGUCCUGCAAGUGUGGUAUGUUGUACCAUGGAGUGGAACAGAUGGCCGGUCAGUUAUGCAGACCGAAAAUCUUAUGAAAAUCUGAGUAAAGAUGUUGAUGAAGUGGAACAGCUAGAUAUGGCUUUAGCCCUUCAAGAUCAGCGCAUGUUACUAGAAUCACUUAAAGUAGCAACUAUGAUGUCAAAAGCAGGUGAUCAAAUACCAGAAUCCAGAGAACAAACCUCUUUCAAAUCAAGUGCCCCAGAUACAGCGCAUUCAAAUGGUUUGAUGCCUGUAGAUGAAGAGUCCUAUGGUGCACUCUAUCAAGCUACUGUAGAAACAACAAGGAGUUUAGCUGCUGCUCUGGAUAUCCUGAACACUGCUACCAGGGACAUCAACAUGUUAAGUUCAAGGCUCUGCAUUUCACCACAUGAAAUGAAAGAAGAUACUGAGAUUGAAGAACAAGCUUCUAAUGGCACUGUUCAGGAUAAAAAGUCUGACCAUGAAUAUCCAGAUGAAGAUAACAUAGGAGCAGCUGGGGGAAUUAACUUUCAUAGCCUGAGUCAAAAUUCACAAAUGGAGCAAAAUGGUUCUAGUGAUAUUUGUUACACUGUAGCACAAAAGCAUGACUUAAAUCUAAACCUCGGUAACUCCUCACUUUUGUGUAAUGGCUUUCAUGUAGAAAGUGAAUGUUCAAAGGUGUUGGACCAGAAUGAAGAUCUUAGUGAUUCUAAUUCAAAACCAUCCAGUGUAGCAAACGGUGAAUGUACUGCAUCUCAUGAUGAUGAAGCAUCACAGUCUUGCAGCUCCUUCCCUGUAACAUCACAACUUAAAGAAGUAAUAUCAGCUGAUCACUUAGGUAAUGGCAAUGUUAAUCAUGUACUACUUCCCCAUAAUGCUAACGAAGAAGAAAUGUUACAGAGACAAGUGGAGCAAGAAAGACUGAGAAACGUAGAUCCGUUUUCACUUUUACGGCAUCGAUCAUACAAAUUCCUUGUUAACCACUAUUGGUCUACACCAAAAGAAGACAAAGCUGUUGAUACAUCAGAUUUGGAGAUAACAGAGGAUCCUAUGGGUCUUCAGGGCAUUGAUCUAAUCACUGCAGCUCUGUUGUUUUGCCUAGGAGACUCUCCUGGAGGUAGGGGAAUAUCAGAAAGUCGCACUGUUGAUGUGUAUCACGUUGACUUUGGGACCCAAACAUUUUCUCUCCCAUCUGCUAUAUUGGCCACAAAUACAAUGGUGGGAGAAAUAGCCUCAGCUUCUGCAUGUGAUCAUGCCAACCCACAGCUCUCAAAUCCAAGUCCAUUCCAGACCCUUGGACUGGAUUUGGUAUUGGAAUAUGUGGCUAGAUACCAAACAAAACAGCGUUCAAUGUUUACAUUUGUUUGUGGACAGUUGUUUAGAAGGAAUGAAUUUUCAUCACAUUUUAAGAAUGUGCAUGGUGACAUUCAUGCUGGCCUUAAUGGCUGGAUGGAGCAGAGGUGUCCUUUGGCGUACUAUGGGUGUACAUAUUCUCAACGAAGGUUUUGUCCUUCAACGCAAGGGGCAAAAAUCAUUCAUGACCGCCACUUACGGUCAUUUGGAGUUCAGCCUUGUAUAUCCACAGUAUUAGUAGAACCAGCAAAAAGCUGCUUAAUUGGAAUACACAAUGACCAUCUGAGUAGUCUGCCUUUUGAGGUUCUGCAGCACAUUGCUAGUUUUCUAGAUGGCUUUAGUUUAUGUCAGCUUUCAAGAGUGUCACGUUUAAUGAGAGAUGUGUGUGGAAGCUUGCUUCAAGCACGUGGAAUGGUGAUUCUGCUUUGGGAGAAGAGAAAGUACCCAGAUGGCAGUUCUUCUUGGCAGAUAAAAGAAAAGGUUUGGCGCUUCAGUACAGCCUUCUGUACUGUGAACGAGUGGAAGUUUGCUGACAUCGUAAGCAUGGCUGACCACUUGAAGAAAUGUAGCUAUAAUGCUGUAGAGAGAAGAGAGGAGGCUGUUCCGCUGCCAUGUAUGUGUGUAACACGAGAACUCACUAAAGAAGGACGUUCACUGCGCUCGGUUUUGAAACCAGUACUUUAAAUAUUGCAACCACUCCAAUUGCACAUACACUCAAGCACCUGAUAAACCUCGGUAAUAUUACAUGACACUUUAUUAAUGUACUAAAGAUACUUUCUAGCUAAAUCUACUCUGUCACUGUGUAUAUAAGGUUUGAAGUGACAUUUAUUUUUUAUAAUACCGUUUAGCUGGAAAGCAAUGAAAGUUGCCUUAAUGUCUGAAAAAUUCGGAACUUGCUGGACAGGGUAGUUUUAUCUAACUUAUAUAAUUUAAGAACAAAAUCCUAAGGUGUGUUUUCUGAUUCACUGGUGCCCAUGUUGCUGUUGCCGGAUAACAUUUCAAAAAUGGCUUCUAAAUGGUAUGCACAUUUAGAUAGGAAACACUGAAUUGUAGUGAGACAAAAUCCUGACCAAAUAGACUUUCUGUAUUUGGUCUAUUUUUUUUAACAAAUUAAAAUCCAAAUAUUUGAAAGAUAAGGAAGAAUUCAAAACUUUAUAGUAGAUGUCUCAAACACAGCUUUUAAGCGCCUCUGUUCUCAUUAAAUCAGUGUUCUAGUGCUCUUCCUAUUUAACAGGUGAUCUAGGAUCAGCUUUUUUUUAUUUUUUUUUUUUUUUAGGAAUGAUCAAAGUGGACUCAGAUUUACAGCAGCUUCAUUUUUAGUACAACUUUCUUUUGACAUGUCAUUUUUCUUCUGAAGUGUUAACAGUUAUUUCACUUUUGGGAGCAAAACUUUUAGAGCUAAAAACAUGGAAUACUAGUUUUCACUCUCGCACCUACAAAUGACAUCAAUAUAAAAUGUUUAAAAUGUUUUGCCUUGUCCUGCAGUUGGCUGAGGGUUAAAUUGCUUGAGCAGUCAGAAAUUCAAAGUAUGUGAUGAACAGUUAUGAAUUUAUAAUGCAGCUAAUGAAAGGGCUUUACUUGUUUUACGGUAUUGUGAGAUGUAUUGUCUCCUGUUAAUUUGUCUAUAAAAAUGCUGCUUUUCUGAGGAGCAUUUUAAAUUACUGGUAUGUAUAGCAAAUGCAUCAUCUUCAUAAGAUGAGACAUGAUUUGUUAAUUGCAUAAGGCAUAUCAGAAAUGUAUGUUCAGCUACAUCUAAAUUAACAACUCCGAUUUGCUUCCAGUCUUCCAUAAUGAAAGCUCCUACAAAGCAUUUGUGAAUAGAGAAUACGUGCUAUGAAAAAUGGCCUGGUGUAUAGCAAAACUGUAAUAACUUGAACUGACUUUCCAACUUGUUUGUAUUACUGCUGGUGUCCCUAGCUUGUUGCACUUAGCAACUGUGCCACAAAGCUAAAACAGAAACAGACCAGAGCUUGGAACAUAGAAAUACAGUACGUAUUUCCAUUAUAGGAAAAAAUAAGAGAUUAGUAAGGAGGAGAUGUUUACAAAAAUGGCGAAAUUUAUUACUUGUAAUUUCUGUACUGGACAUUUAUUUAUGGCUAGUCUGGCUGCAGUUCACAACUUUGGUAUCUGUGCAUUUCCCAUUCUGGGUCCAGUCCAGCUGAACAUUCACUGCCUUUUUCUAUCCAGUGUGCUACAGGUGCCCAGAAAAAAAAAAAAAAAAAUCUAGUUCUUCAGUGCCAUGAGCUGAAAUUACAAGAGCUCAAACAGAAGUUCUGCCUUCAAACCACAUGGUCUCUUUCCACGCUUUCUCUUUUUUUCUUUUUUUGUUUGAAGAGAAGAAAAUAGUAAACCCUUUACGGAAGUUAGCAGUAAUUCUUAGCUGUUACCACAGUUGUGUGGAAAGGAGAAUCUAGAUUCAUGUACAAGUCUGACUAUACCAGCUGGGUUUUAGGUAGGGAUUUUAACACCACCCCCCACCCGCCCCUGUUCUCCGAGUGCAUUGAAAUGCUCAUUACCCACACAGUACAAGGCAGGAGACAGACUUCAAUCAGUUCUUGUCUUUUAGCUCUAAUGGCUCCUUGCUCCUGCUUUCCAGUGUUUAAAAGUACUUGUGUGACUGGAAGGAUCUCAAAUGUUGAGGAGUUUGUGGUUGUGUUUAUGGCUAAAUCUACUUUCAAACACCUGUCUUGGGUUACUGGUAUUUUUUUAGUCAGCAAUGUGGUGGGUUUGGUACUCCACAUUUUUUGUAACUACCCAGAACCCUGACAAGUACAGUAGGCAGGCAUGUGUCUUGGUCACUUUGGGAAAGAGGGUAUUCAGUUAGAGGAGCAGGCGUUGGUAGAGUCUCGCUUGUAGCACAGUGCAGAUCUAUAUCUAAAGUAUCAUCAGUUGUUGAUCUAUUAAAAUGAACUUUUAAAGUACUCGGUGUUCUUAAGGAAUAACACUAUUUCUCAAUACAUGCACUUUUGUUUUCAAAUGUAGAUACAGGCUUUUUUGUUAAAUUAGUUUAUUUUUUAUGAGAAUCCAGAGCUAUUAAAGUAUCAAUGUUGUAAACAAAAUCUCUGCCUUGUAAACUGCUCCAAAUGCAGGAAUACAAUAUAGUUAGAACAAAAAUUUUUUCUUCUUCACUGCCAUGCAGUUUGUAAAACAUCUAUGGUCUAUAGUCAGUCUAUCAAAAUGUGGCUUGUUCACAUUUGCCCUUGAACUUUAAAAAUGUUGUAUCCCUUUCCUGGUACAUCUUCCUUACAGCAUAUAUAGACAGCUGUUCCAGUCUUUCUUUUACUUGAUACCACAUUGCUACGUUGUUUAAAAUAUUAUGUUUUCAAUCAUUAUGCAAUAUUUUUUUUGCAAUGUCUGUUGAAAUCCCAAUAAAACUUUUGGAGUUUCUCUUU
This is a messenger RNA of Phalacrocorax carbo (great cormorant), 7393 nucleotides long. The record is from RefSeq and is a predicted model, not a curated record. NCBI's taxonomy places the organism in Eukaryota, Metazoa, Chordata, Aves, Suliformes, Phalacrocoracidae.